UCAGCUGCACUAUCAGGUCUCCUGCUGCAGUGAAGGUGGCUAGAGGGAGCACAGGUCUGAUUCUGAUCCAGGCUCUAUCUGACUCAUACCACUGGAAUCGGCAGCAGUGCCGUGUUCUGCUCUGUGCUCAGAGAACAAAAAAGCUUCAGUAUGUGAGCCCUGACUCACUGCAGCUGUAAGCUGGAGCAGGCAUUUUUGCAGGAAGUGCAACGCCUCUGUGGUUAAGGGUCAGCUUAUUUCAAGGAACCGGGAAGUGAAAUCAAACUUUGCUCCUGUCCUGGAGGAGCCAUGGCUGCACAGAAUCCUGCAAGAACUCUCCAGGAUGAAGCUUCUUGUUCCAUCUGCCUGGAUUAUUUUAAGGAUCCAGUGACUGUUGACUGUGGCCACAACUUCUGCCGAGCCUGCAUCACCCAAUGCUGGUCAAGGUCGGAUACAAACAUCUCUUGCCCUCAGUGCAGACAGGCGUUUCCCCAGAGGAACUUCAGGCCGAACAGACAGCUGGGGAACGUUGUAGAAAUAGCCAAGCAGCUGAACAAGCAAAAAGAAGAAGAUGCUGAUGUGGGGAGAGUGUGUGAGAAACACCAGGAGCCCCUGAAACUCUUCUGUGAAGAUGACCAAAGGCCCAUCUGUGUGGUGUGUGACAAGUCCAAGACACACAGGGCUCACACCGUGGUUCCCAUUGAGGAUGCUGCCCGAGAGUACAAGGAUCAAAUUAGGAGCCGUUUGGAGAGAUGGAAGCAGGAGAUAACAGAGAUUGAAGAACUGAAAAUGGUUGGAGAAAUGACAAGCCAGGAACUUCUGGAAGAGACAGAGAAUGAAAGGAAGAAGGUUCUGUCUGAAUUUGAGUCCUUGCAUCAGUUCCUGGAGGAGAGAGAAUUGUUCUUUCUAGCCCAACUGGAAGUGCUAGACAAGGAGACUGUGAAGAAGCAGAAUGAAUAUACCACGGGGCUUACCCAGGAGAUAACUCAUCUCAAAAACUUGAUCAGUGAGAUGGAGGGGAAGUGCCAGCAGCCAGCAAGUGAAUUCCUGCAGGACAUCAGAAAUACCUUGAGCAGAUGUGAAAUGGGGAAGUUUCAGAGUCCAGCAGCCCCCUUUCUGGACCUGGAAAGGAGAAUCAAGGGAUUUUCUCAGAAGCACACACUGAUGGAGAAUGCGCUGAGCAGUUUCAAAGAGACACUGUCAUCUGAACCAAAGAUGGGAAAAGUGACUCCAACAUCUGGGAAGCAGCUGGGCAAAGUGAAUGUGACUCUGGAUCCAGUCACAGCUCACGCCCAACUUGUCCUGUGUGAAGACAGGAAAAGUGUGAGAUGGGACUAUGCACGGCAGGACAUGCCUGACAACCCCAGAAGAUUCGAUCCUGUUCCCUGUGUGAUGGGCAGUGAGGGAUUCACAUCAGGGAGACAUUACUGGGAGGUGGAGGUGGGUGGUGUUGGAUGGGCGGUGGGAGUUGCUAGAGAGUCGGUGAGGAGGAAGGGAGGGAUCAGCCUUGAGCCACAGGUGGGAAUCUGGGCAGUUGGGCAGUUGAACCCAGUUCAGUUUGUGGCUCUCACUUCUCCUUGGACUAGCCUGCCUCCACAUCAGCGAAUCAGGAAAAUCAGGGUUGUCUUGGACUAUGAAGGGGGCCAGGUGGCAUUUGUCAAUGCUGAGACCCAGACUCAGAUCUUCACCUUCACAGCAGCCUCUUUCACUGGGAGAAUCUUCCCGUUCUGCUGGGUCACAGAUGAAAAAGCCCAAAUCCGAAUGUGUUACUGAGACAUGUAGUAAAAUAUCUGCCCAAAGGGCAGAGCCUUUGUUGCGAACUCUCAAGACAUCCUGCUGACUGGCUUCUAUUGUGUCCCUCCUAUACUCUUGUACUGACUGCAUUGCAGCAGCGUCCAAGGGCCCCAGUUGUCUGACACCACAGCUCUGGCUGGCGCUCUGAAUAGGUGUGUGGCUUUGCCAACCCUUGCAGCCUGUUUUUCAGUGUCUUUGCUGCAGCACAUGGUAUCAAUGCCAGAGAACAGAGGCCUUUCUUUUGGAGCAGAAAUCUUGUAUAGAGAGAUCAGUGGCAAUUUGGGAAAUCUGAGAGGGAAGUUUAUUUAAAAAAAGAAAAAAGAAGAAAAAAUGCAUAAAAGGAAAAAUGAGGGAGAUCAUGAGCUUUUUUGGAGCAGAAACCAUGUCUCUCCCUCAUGUCUGUGCAACAGCCAAUGGAAUAGGGGGGAAUUGAUCUCAGCUGGUGUAAGGACUUUCUCCCUAUGUCAGUGCAGCGCUUACCAUGGGGGGGGGGGAGGGGGGGACCCUGAUCUCAGCUAGGACCUCUGGGUGCUCUUAUAAUACAUAGUACCUAAGGGAUAGCAUGACUGUGAGAGUCAUCCAGAAGAUUCAUAAACUUGUGGCAAAAUUUUCAGGCACAUCUACUGUGACUUAGGAUUCCAAUUCCCAGUUUCCACAGUCACUGUGUGGUUCUUAGGAGCCUAAGAGGACAUGGGACUUAAGUUCCUAAGUCACUAAGGUACACUUGGAAAUGUGCCCCUUUUUCAGUCUUAUGUGCUAUUCUUCCCUCUCAAUCCAGUUGCUGUAUCAGUAGCUGAUUUCAAUCAGUCUCUAUGAAUACAUCCCUCACUGGGGCUGCAGGUUGGGUCCUUGCAUGACUUCAAAAAGUAGCCAUUGCUGAAGGAUGAGCUGUCACAAUCCUGUCAUUGCUUCCUAGACAAGAGGCAACUGUCUUGUGUGCCCACUGUUCACAUAAGGGUUCAGAGGUCAAAGUUAAAAUAUGCAUUUAGGCUUCAUGUUUGUUUAGCAUAAAUAAAAUUAUAUUUUUAAAUAAUUUAUAUUGUACUGUGUUGCUCCCUCCCCUAAAUUCCCCAACCCCAUGUCCAUAUUUUGAUCAUUGGUGCUGGAAUAUGGGGGCGGUGGGGAGUGAGGAAGAGGAGGGCAUCACUAGAUUUAUCAAUGAGGAUUGUACCUCAGACACUAGUGAUGAUUGUGGCAAACCUAACAAGGAGACAGAGAUGGAGACUGCAGGUGAGCAGGGGUAGAAACUUUUGACUUCUCAAAAACAAAUAAGUCUUUUAUGGCAACUGAACCUCCCUCCUGGAAUUUUAUGAGGCUAAAGCAGUGGAUCAGUGACCAUCCUGCUGUCAAAUUGGAAAUCUUUUAUAUAUAUAGAUAUAUAUCUAUAUAGAUAUAGAUAUGUGUGUGUGUAUGUGUAUGUGUAUGUGCAUAUGUUUGGGGGGUUUUUUACCCUCACCCAGAAAUAAGUAAAACAAUGAAAUAGGACCUGAUAUCAUUGUCAUUGUCAUCUUUGUAGACUUCAUGGCAAACAUGCUUGAACAAGUCUGUUCAGGAGGCUUUCUCAAAGGAAGCUCAAGGUCAGGGUCAUUCUUGAUGGAUCUUCACUUAUUCCUGAGAAGUUAUACCAGGAAGAGACUUGGUCUCUUCAGAGUCUGGAGAACAUGCACAUGCUUUCAGAAUCUCUUCUCUCAAGGCUCCCAAGACCUGGAACUCUGACCCAAUCAGAGCAUCACAGAAUCAUCAAAAAGUUGGACUGGAAGGAUCCCCAAUGCUCAAGGCAAGAUCAUACCUCGCUAAACCAUCUGAGACAAGUGCUUGUGUAACCUGUUCUUAAAAGCAUCAGGAACAACCCUCACGCACAGUACCCCAAACACCCUAACCUGCUGUAGGCAAGGUGGGGGGACAAGGGCCUCACCAAUAUUUUACCACUGCAAGGACAGGAAGCAGUUUGUUAAUAACACAUUAUAGAGGCCUACUUAAAUCACAGGGAAACAAAACAAUUUUCCUGGGUUGGAUGUGGCAUCAACAGCAAAUUCUGCAGAUAUUUCUUGGAUGGGAUCUGGUGACCCCACCCCUCAGUGCUGAUUGGUGACCAGGGGGAGGAGGGAUGAGGGGGUGGCCCUUAUCUUGUCUCCUUCCCCUCAUGCCACUCCACAAGCUGGCACCUUUCUCACAGUGGCAGGGAAGUUUCUUAGAAUGAUAUAUUUUAUUCGACCAGCUAUGUAGUUGGGAUAGAGCUAGACAAGCUUUUGAGUAACCCAACAAAGACUGUCUUGCAUUCAAACAUUUGUCUAACUCUAUCUCAACUUGAUAAGCGGACCAAGAACAAAAUUCCACCCUAAGAAAUGCUUGUCUAUGUAGCAUAGAGAAUUUUCUGUUCUGUGCAUGUUUUAUCAUCUGGCCAUGUUUUAACUAACAACUUCCUUAGCUUUGCAAGUUCAAGGCAUGGACCUUUUCUCUCCUGAAUGCUUCCUGGGACACUACUAGAUUUUGAGGCCUUUGAGGGUUUUCCACAUGUUACAUUCCUAAAUUUAGGCUAGCUUGUGCCACAUAGAAAGGGUUGGAUCUUUCACCCUUAUUGGCUAUUACAGUGAUUCUCAACCAGGAUGCCCUGGCACCAGUGGGUGACUUGAGAUCUUUUCAAGGGUGUCACAGGUUACUGGUACUGUUAGGUGUGCAAAUAUGAUUCAGUCUCUAUGAAUAAGAAUAAUAAUCGAAAGGAUUCAAAUAGGAAUUCAUAGUGUUAAAAGCAUCCUAACCUGUUGGCAUCUUUCUGAGUUCUUUGCAGAGGAAAAAUUGCUAUAGUAUUUUUCUGUGGACAAAAACAGAGUGAAAGCUAAGAGCUGCUGUUUUCCAAGGGGGAACUUGAGUCUACAAGGGCUGAGAACCAAGGGUUGCCUGUACUUGCUGGGGACUGCACUUGAUGAGCCUGGUGCUUCCUGCGAGUCUUUCAUUCCAAAAAACAAAUGAAAAUGCAUCAACAUAAAACCAAGAUGCCUCUAAGGAACAAACCACUCUGCCACUAGGCAAGGCUGAGCCCAGGUCUGUGAUGAGGAGAUUGGAAGUGAUCGCUCUUCUACCCAGAAGUAGCUGGGGCUUCUGAGAAUCCAUCCAGGGCUCUCCAACCAGAAGGCAUUGGUUCCACCUCUCUGAUUUGUUUAUCCAGUGCCUACAGCAUGAGGCUACAGCUUUUGCUCAGCCUACAGUGCCUCAAGAUCAAAGGGAUCACUUGGAAGUAUCUUCUCUGCUCUGCGCAGAGAAACCUCAAGCCAAACAGGCAACUGGGCUGGAUACGGAAAAUUGGUGCAAGGGGGGAAGGUUCAGGCUGUGAUGGCUUUUCCUCCCGAAGUGAAGCAGAGAACAGAGGAUUACAUCUCCAACCUUCAAGCUCUAAAGCAAUUCAAAGUGGAUGUGACUCUGGAUCCAGACACAGCAGGUCCUGAAGUCAUCCUCUCUGAAGAUCUGAAAAGUGCCAGAUGGGGAAAACCAAGCAGAGAAAUGCCUGACCGUCCUGAGAGAUUUGAUAGUGGUCCAUGCAUGCUGGGCUGUGAGGGAUUCAUCUCGGGGAGACAUUACUGGGAGGUGGAGGUGGACGGGAGGUUCUGGACUGUGGGGAUUGCCAGAGAGUCUGUGAGAAGAAAGGGACACUCCAUCUUUAUACGUGACUUGGGGAUCUUGGGUUUGCGGAAGUAUGAGAUACUUUGUGUGGCUCUCACUAGCCCUUCUAAUACUUUUGUUCCUCUAGAGAAGACCAGCAAGGAAAUUGGUGUCUAUCUGGACUAUGACUUGGGCCAGCUGUCAUUUUAUGAUCUUAAAAAUGAGAAGCUGAUUUUUGCUUUCCCACAGGUUUCUUUCAAUGGGGAGAAAGUCUUCCCUUACUUCAGCAUACUGCUGUCUCAAAUAAAACUGUCCCCCAAUGGAUGACAUGUAUCUCUGACUUGAAGGAACUGGAUUCUCUCAUCUUUGGAAUCACAGUCUCUAUGACCAUGGAAGAAGAGAGUAUUUUUGCAAGGCCUCUCCUAGCUUAUAUGUUCCUAGCAUCUGUGUUACGUUGGAGAACCUCUUUCCUGAAGAAUUACUGACUUUCAGUCUCAGAUCACAGUGUGUGGCUCUUGGGAGAGUGGACUGUUCUUGCCUGGUGUUGUGGAACUUCUCCUCAUUUAGAGUCUAUGAAGCUAUGAGAUGUCUGUGUUUCUUUAGAUUCCCUGCUUGCUUUGCUGGAGUGCAGAGUAAGGAAUAUUUUAAUGGCACAGAUUAAGGAAGGAAAAUCCUGAGUGAAAAUUAUGUCAUCAUUAUCAAUAUGGCACCAGCUGUGAAUGUAGGCCACACAAGGCAGAACAUAAGUUAAAAGACAGAAGGACUAAAGUUCUGUGGAAGACAGUGAAGUGCAUCAGAAUAUUUGGGAUAUGUGCACGAGCAGCCUGGAAUGUAGGACCAAGCCUGAAACAAUAGAUGCUCAGGAGAUGCUGUAAUUGAAUACGUUCAUUAAUCAGAAAAUUGCAAAGCUGCAUGGCACCAAACAUGACUGAUCAUAAUGAAAGCAUGUAGAAUGCUACAUGUAGCAUGUAGAGAGCAGCAGAGCUCAUCAGAACAUCUGGGAUCUGUUCAAGAACACCCAGAGACAGACUCAGUACAAACAAGUAAUUGAAUAAGUUAAUUCAUCAGGAAAUUGGAAAGGUGCAACCAGGUAUAAUAUUCAUUAAAAAAAUUAUUAAGAUGAUUAGUCAGCAGAUCAUAAUAUGCAAUGAUGUGGACUUGAUGUUGUGGCGGUCGAGUGGUAGGCCGGGAAACGGCAGGUGGGUACUUUCCCGCGAUGGAGCAGAAUUAGGCACAGAAGCGUAUUUGUUAAACCAAGAUUACUUUACUAACACUGUCGACGGAUACAGCGUAGGCAGAAAGUUAACUUCAGUUACAGUUGCAAACCGAACGAGAGCUCUAGAAACCAAGGUGAGAUGUCCGUGAACAAUUCAACAAGCAUGCAGGACAUGGGGUACAACAAUUCAACGAGCAUGCAGGACACGGGGUACGUCGGGAAGGUCGAUGACAGGGAGUUGUUGGUGGGUGAUCAGUCCGCCAAGUUCACUCCGAGGUGGGCGCGGAGUUCUCCGACUUGGGCGGAAACUGCUCUAACUUUUAUACGGCUUAGCGAGCCAAUUGCUAGUCGCCAUGUAGGAAUAAUUUAGAACCGGCCAAUAAUGGUGUGCGUAUUUGCAUAAGGAUGGCAGGAACCUUUCUGCACCGGGGUUCUCCACCGUAGUGGAAAAAUUCCACUGUGCCGAGGCACUUAACUACUGGGUUCUGACAGAUGUAAGCAUUUCAAAUGUAUUAAAAGAGUAGAAUAGAAAUGCACUUUGGACUUGUGUUUAAUCCUGUUUGAUCACCUGGCUGAUAGUGUGAAUAAAGGCUACAUGAAGCUUACUGAAAAA
Alligator mississippiensis (American alligator) is the source of this 7199-nucleotide messenger RNA. Its product is annotated as zinc finger protein RFP-like. The transcript has 10 exons. Gene Ontology annotation, molecular function: zinc ion binding; protein binding. The record is from RefSeq and is a predicted model, not a curated record. The coding region runs from base 289 to 1752 and encodes 487 amino acids. NCBI's taxonomy places the organism in Eukaryota, Metazoa, Chordata, Crocodylia, Alligatoridae.